AAUCGUGCCCUGAGAGGCGGAGCGAAAAUACUAUCAUGCUGGCGUAGUACCUGGACCUGUCAGUCGCGUGUGGACCCUCUCUCGCCCAGCUGUGCCUCGUCCGCCCGCUCGCCCAAGCCCUCGCCGACGGGGUGACUCCUCUUCUCUGAUUGAUUUGGGAAUGCUGUCAUUGGCUGCUGGUUUAUGACGGAAUACUUCGUAACAAUGUGCAGCUUUGACUCGACGAAGUCGACCAAAGGGGCAUCCAAAUUGCGACGUGACCUGAUUAAUUCAGAGAUCGCCAAUUUGAGGGACCUGCUGCCCCUGCCGCCGUCGACGCGUCAGCGGCUCUCGCAGCUCCAACUCAUGGCCCUCGUCUGCGUCUACGUCCGCAAAGCCAACUACUUCACACAAGUGUUCAAGAGACAAGACUUGGGACAUUUCCACACGCCAAACAUCGGAUUCUCCAAGGCUCUCAGCGGCUUCCUGAUGAUGAUGACACAAAACGGGAAACUCCUUUACAUAUCAGACAACGCAGCAGAAUAUCUCGGACACUCCAUGGAGGACCUGUUGAUCCACGGCGAUUCGGUGUUCGACAUCAUCGACAAGCAGGACCACGCUGCCAUCCAGGCCGAGCUGUCCAGAGCCACCAACAGCCUCGAAGACGAGGAACGCCUCUUCCUUUGUCGCAUGAACGUUUCUAGGAAUGCCCGCAGACAAAUGCGAUUCGGUGACCAGAAGGUUGUUUUGGUCCAGGGUCAUUUUCUGCACCUACCACCCAGCCUUUGUCCGAGACAGCAACCUGUCUUCCUUGCCCGAUGCACCCCGAUCGCCAUGCCUGAGACCAGGGAGUGUGUUGUCCAGGGCUCCACGUCCGUCUUCACCACUGUGCACGCCAUGGACAUGCGAUUUCUUCAUCUAGAUACCAAUGGCGAAUUCCACUUAGGCUUCCAAAGAAGAGAACUGCUCGGCGUGUCGUGGUACCAGCUUUUGCACUGGGAGUCCUUGCGAGACGCGCAAGCCAAGCACCGACUUAUCACACAGUCGGAGCAGGAAAAGUCGUGCAUUCUGCUGGUGCGGCUGCAGCGGAAAAAGGGCGACUGGGUUUGGCUGCACUGCGUGCUGCAGGUGAAGGACAGCCUGGACCACACACAGCAGGGGAACACACAGACGCACAACAGCCCCGUCAUCGUGUGCACCAACCAGGUUCUCAGUGACCGGGAGGCAACAGUAAUGCGCGCCAAUCCGUGGUUGUACCAGUACUACACGGUCCACUCAAAAUUGCAAUUUGGUCUCACCGCCUAUGAGGCGCCGCAGCCGGGCUCGCGGUUGCCCAGCACACCGCUUUCCGGCAACCCCAACAUGGGCCCCCAGCAGCCCUACUACGCCAACACCGGAUCAGGUCCAGCAACCCCGAUAUCAGGUAUCACGCCGUCGCACCAUCUAGGCCAGGGCCUGAACUCGUACGAGGGCGGCGUUGGCGGGGGCGGCGGAGGCGGCUACCUGCACCAAAACACGCCGGAAUCGCCGUCAAGCCAGAACCACGAGCGGAGCAGCUACCUGAACAUCAACAACAUCUUCAAUUUGUCCCUGUCCAAGUCGUUCGCCAGCAAGGCCAGUCUGCAGUCGUACGAGGAGGUGUCCAGUGGGGGUGGGGGGCUCAUGGACAGCAGUCCGGACAACGAGGCGGCGCUGCGGGCGCAUUCGUACGGCUGCUACAGCGAGAACGGCGUGACGCUGACGGUGCUGCGGCCGACGCCGGGCAUCACGCGGGCCCGCAAGCUGCUCGCCACCUCAUAUCACGAGCUUAGCCCACCCUACUCUAGCAACGAGAGCUCGCCCGUGCAGAAGGUGCCCGACGUCGACGUCUUCAACUUCGACAAGGGCUGCGAGCAGUCCGUCCCUGGCAGCCCCGGCCUUUAUCGCGUCUCGCCCCCCGUCGCCAGGCACCACAACAACAACCACCUCAUCAAGCCGCCCCUUACCCCCGACGAGACCACCACUUCAGAAUCUGAGGCUGACGAGAAAAAGGACAUUCUUCGUUUUUAACUCCACAGAUCUUCAGGCAAGCCCACCGCGCAUUUUUGUUUUAUUUUUUCUUCAGUAAGUUCGACAAUAAAAUGGCGAUAUAGUUUUGAGAUUGUCGGUUUAGUGAGUAACACCAAGUAUGACACAUUGUCAGUUCAUGUACAGAGAAUCUCAGAAAAAUUAGUGUUAACUAUUUUAAAUUAGUUUAAACAAAGCUUGAUAUUUAUACAAAAUGUAUACAUUUUGCCUCAGUCGGCAGUCUCUUAUUUAAUAAUUGUUACACCUUUUUAGCCGAGUUAAAUGUAAUUUAGAUUUAAUUUGUUGUUUAGAAAGCAGCGCGUAGUUUGUGAUAACGUGUUUCAUAUAAUCAUUAUAAUUCUGUGAAUAUGUUUUUGAAGACACAAUAAAAACCCAAAGGUA
Messenger RNA from Cloeon dipterum, 2427 nucleotides. RefSeq names its product dysfusion (gene dysf). Gene Ontology annotation, molecular function: DNA-binding transcription factor activity, RNA polymerase II-specific; RNA polymerase II transcription regulatory region sequence-specific DNA binding; protein dimerization activity. Gene Ontology annotation, biological process: regulation of transcription by RNA polymerase II. NCBI's taxonomy places the organism in Eukaryota, Metazoa, Arthropoda, Insecta, Ephemeroptera, Baetidae. The coding region runs from base 184 to 2028 and encodes 614 amino acids. The transcript has 12 exons. The record is from RefSeq and is a predicted model, not a curated record.